Diaporthe amygdali is the source of this 525-nucleotide messenger RNA. RefSeq lists its product as uncharacterized. Lineage: Eukaryota; Fungi; Ascomycota; Sordariomycetes; Diaporthales; Diaporthaceae. Bases 1 to 525 code for a protein of 174 amino acids. The record is from RefSeq and is a predicted model, not a curated record. The transcript has a single exon.
AUGCCUCCUCGUCCUGCUCACAUUCGACCAAGCAGCUCAAUACAUUUACCUAGAUACACGAUACCCUUCCUGCUCAACGCAGACCCCUCUGGUCUACACAGCGAGCAGACGAUGGAAUUGAGAGGAGGGCUCAUUGAACGCUCGGGGGAAAUCAACUCACUCGAUUCCGAUUGCAGCGAGGCAGUCAUUAGCCUUGGUCUGCCUCCAGUCGAGGCCCUUGCUCUGCUUUCGGGUCACAAUCGGUCGUUGGACUAUGCUUGCCAUAGCCCUUUUGAAGUGCUUGGGUCGUUUGACGUCAAGCAUCGUCUUCGCGUAAGGAAGAAGAAAUCGAGGCCGAUCAACUGGAAAUGUAUCAGACUCGAUGCCAGCGACGCCUUCCAAUUCUCAGCUCGACCGAUAAGGAGUAGGAUUGCGGAUAAGUCGAAUUUCAACGCUGAAACUCUUCCACCUGGCUCACCGAGGAUGGCUGCGGAGGCUCGAGUCUAUCGGUCUUCACCUCUGUCCAAGAGGCUCUGGCGUUGCUAG